Messenger RNA from Oncorhynchus mykiss (rainbow trout), 1647 nucleotides. It is a transcript of the gene gnpnat1, whose product is annotated as glucosamine-phosphate N-acetyltransferase 1. Lineage: Eukaryota; Metazoa; Chordata; Actinopteri; Salmoniformes; Salmonidae. Gene Ontology annotation, molecular function: glucosamine 6-phosphate N-acetyltransferase activity. The record is from RefSeq and is a predicted model, not a curated record.
CACUUCCUCUUCCGUCUCUGGCUCUAGCAUCUCUGCCACGUCAUAUAGUAGUGAUAUCAGAAGGAGGAAGAAAAAAAUCAUCUGUUUCGAUCAAUGAUGUAAGCUAGUGAUACUCUCGAAGAAGGAGAUCGAUCAAGUAUUCAUUCAUCUCAUUCCGAUAUUUAUUCAUCUGUACGUGUCCUUAUAUUGAUGUCACCAGCCUGUGGGAUGCUGCUGGAUGAGAUGCCACUAUUCGAGCCAGCUCUGCUCCAGGAGCUGGACUGGAGUAGCAAGACAGUGUCCUUCUCUCCCCCAAUCUCCCCCUCCCAGCCUGGGGAAGGUCUGGUCCUCAGGCCCCUCUGCACAGCUGACUUCAACAGGGGAUUCUACAAGGUGUUAUCCCAACUCACAACUGCAGGGGAUGUUACGCCAGAGCAGUUUAUUAAGAAUUUUGAGCACAUGAAAAAGACUGGGGACUACUAUGUCAUCGUGGUGGAGGACACAAACCUGGGACAGAUUGUUGCCACGGCCACAUUGAUCACAGAGCACAAAUUCAUUCAUUCCUGUGCAAAGAGAGGAAGGGUGGAGGAGGUGGUUGUCAGUGACGUGUGCCGGGGAAAACAGCUGGGGAAACUGUUAGUGUCGACCCUCACUCUCCUCAGCAAAAAACUAGAUUGCUAUAAAAUAACAUUGGAAUGUGCACCCAAGAACGUGGCCUUCUACACAAAGUUUAGCUACUCCGCAUCAGACGAGACUUACAUGCAGUGUCGCUUCUUUGAUUGAGCAUCGUAAUCCCUCCCUGGGAUUUGACUUGAAGAAAUUGCUUCCAGGACAUUGUCAUAACAUCCUAGGAUCCCCUAACCUUCAAGUCAUCUCCCCACCAUCAGUCACCGUCCCUCUGGUCACAAAGCUACCUCACCUGGGGGAGAUUUGGCAUUGUGUCCCUGGCUUCUUAACAAAGGAAUGUCAAUCCAGUCUGGAAUUUGGGACUUCUGCACAUGCAAUAAAGUGCUCUCUGCGCUUUAUAGGAAACACAUUGAAUGAUUUCCUAUUUUUCAGUUUUUUGAUUCAAAUGUGUUAGAGGGUUUAGUUAAUAUUUACAUAUGUUAAUUGCAACUUAAGAUUUGCAGACUGGUCCACAUGUGAGAUGUCCCACGUACUACAAAGACCAUUUGGUAACGGUUUGAUACCUUAAUGUAGGGCAGAAAACUUGGGACAUUCAUUAUGCUAAGGUACUGCAUAUUUAUUUUGGGAAAUUUGACAAUUACCCGCUGAAAUUGUAUUUUCUGUUCAUUGGUAAAAAUACUUUGAUCUCAGUGCCCUUCAGACUGAUAACUGUGCUGGCAAACUAUUGGCCUAUGGGGCAGCACAGAAUGACUCAAGUUUGCUUUCACUAGUGAUCAAUGGUACAUGGGUUAUUUCAGACCUCAGGAAGUUCAAGUUGUACACAAGUAAAAUCAUGUAUAGGUUUGAGGGAAUUCUGUUCUAGAAAAUACAUAGCUACAUUUGGUAUGAAGAUAUGGGGUAAAUUAAAUGGAAUUGUAGUGAAAGCUUAUUUAUUCAACCUUUAGGUUUUUCAGUUUAGUUUCAUAAUUAUGCUGUUAGUCUUGGCAACUGGGGACAUUUUUAUUCUAUGUAAAAAUGCUAAUAAAUUAUUUUUACACUGGU